GGCGGGGCGGGACGGCGCUUCCGCUUCCGGUGGUGGCCCGCGGCCGCUUUGAAUCGCGGCGGGGCGGCGCGCGGUGUAGCGAGGCCUGUUGCUGCGCGUUUUAAGACAAGGAAAGCACAUAGGGCUGUUUUUCGGCAGCUUAAUAUUCAACUGUAAGUUUAGCGGCUUAGUAAGAUGUCCUCUAAGAAGAGAACGAAGAGAAAUCGUGCUGGAGGUCAACUGAAGGAACACAAAGGCAGCUCCUGUCCUCGCCGGAAAUUUCUUCCACCUGAGGAACCUGAUGUCUCAAGGAUAUUGAAGGUAGCAGGUGUAAACCAACUCGAGGAGCUUUAUGAUUCAUUUGAUCAGCCUUUGCACAGUACUGCUGUGGAUGCUUAUGGAGAGGAACACUCAGAAAGUGAAUCAGCUAGUCAUGCUCCAUCUCCACAAAGGACAAAUGCAGAAAGAAGUAAAAAGAUGCACUUGAAAACAUCUGAAGGCAGUGUUCACCAGUUCAGCCUAAGUGGUCCUGCAGAUGAGCCCCUUAUGGAGAAUCUGAAUGCUCCGAAUACUACUCAGUUUGAGGUGAAAAAGAAGGGGCCUUCAAAGAAGAGCACACCAGAUCCUUCUGUUUCAGUUAACAGCCCAUCUUCUGUACAACUUUGGUGUCCCAACGAGCUGAAAAGAUCACCCAGAGAUAUCACAGAACUGGAUGUUGUUCUGGCUGAAUUUGAAAAGAUAGCAGCAAACUACAGACAAAGCAUAGAAUCAAAGACUUGCAGAAAAGCUAUUGAUGCCUUCUGUUCUGCUUUCAAGGACCAAGUCACUGAUCUUAUAACAGAAGUCCAGGAAUUAAAGAAUAUGAAGAAGAAAAAUGCUAAGGUAGUGGCAGACAUCAGCAAGAAAAGGCAGCGACUGAUGCAAGUCAGAGAAAAGCUAAGUAGAACUGAACCACAACAGUUGAAACUACAAAAAGAAUAUGCUGAGGUGGAGGAGAGGAAAUCUUCCUUGAGGCAAGUAGUCCAAUUCCUUACUGAUUUAAAGGAUCUACAGCAUGACUACUUGGAUUACAGAGAAGAAAACCCAAGAAAGAAAGUGGUAUAUGGAACUUCCAGCCUACCUGCUCUUCUGGUGGAAUCACGGAGAAUUCUAGGAGCAGAAGGACACUUUCAAAAUGUUAAUAGGAAACUGGAAUAUGCCCUGGAGGUACAAAGAGAGAAGUUACUGAAGGAACAUUAA
This is a messenger RNA of Numida meleagris (helmeted guineafowl), 1218 nucleotides long. RefSeq names its product centromere protein U (gene CENPU). The transcript is spliced from 11 exons. NCBI's taxonomy places the organism in Eukaryota, Metazoa, Chordata, Aves, Galliformes, Numididae. Gene Ontology annotation, cellular component: nucleus. Bases 175 to 1218 code for a protein of 347 amino acids. The record is from RefSeq and is a predicted model, not a curated record.